Messenger RNA from Diuraphis noxia (Russian wheat aphid), 1268 nucleotides. RefSeq names its product enkurin-like. NCBI's taxonomy places the organism in Eukaryota, Metazoa, Arthropoda, Insecta, Hemiptera, Aphididae. Gene Ontology annotation, molecular function: calmodulin binding. Gene Ontology annotation, cellular component: acrosomal vesicle; axonemal microtubule. The record is from RefSeq and is a predicted model, not a curated record.
AAUAAUGCAUUAAAGCUAUCGUGAAUGUAGAUUUUGUGUCGCGUUAAACGAUGAGUAAAUUCCAGGAGAAUAUCAAACACUUGAUCCCGAGACCGAAAACACCAGUCGUCAAACCCCCGAUGUACCGUUCGAUUUACACCGAAUCUGUGAGGAGAACGUACAAGUCGAACAAUAACUGCCAUAGGACUAUGGGCUAUGCCGAAGUCGAGCUCGACCCGCCGUCUCAGUUUCUAAAAAAACACACCAGAAAAGAGACGAGACCAGUCAUCGUCGAAAUUAAUAAAACCAGAUGCUGUGCUAGAAAAUCGAUUCAGCGRCCGUGCGAAGGCUCAGCGACAAAUGUCUCCAAAAAACUUCCAACGAAAACGCGGAAAAACAUUAGGCAAACUAACAUCAUUGACGUUAUAAAGAGGGUGCCACCAUUGCCAAAGCAUCGAGUCCAAGACACGAGGAAUGGACACGUAAUUGUUCUGAACGAAGCCGGACUGGAGCCAACGUACGUGUCCAAAAAGAAUUAUGGAAAAACACCGGCAUACAUCGUGAAAAUGUACAAGGAAAAAGAAAUGGCCCAAUUGAUGGAGACCGAACGAAAACGAGCUGUAAAACCUCCAUUCCGCUAUUUGCCCGAAAGCGAACGUAACGAAAUGUUAAACGGACUGAAGUCAAACUGGGCUGAACUUCACAAGGAAUUCUUACUGUUGCCAAUGCUCACCGACACGGUACCAAAAAUGAAAAGGAAAACCAUGUUGGAAAAGCAAUUGAACGACUUGGAGAAAGACAUCGACCUGUUAGAGAGAAACCCCUCCAUUUACGUAUGCCAAGAUGCAUAGAUCUAUGAAAACUUCGAGUUCCUUCUGCGGGUCCAACAAAUAAUACAUCACAGUUAAUAAUAUUAUUUUAAAUUCUCAUAAUAUCGUCAAUACAAGUAAUAGUUAGGUAUAAUACAUUAAGUCAACUGAACCAUUUUUUUAAUAUUAAAAUUGUUCGUCGAUGAUGUACUGCAAUACGUGUAUUAUAAUAACGAUGACGUCAUAAUCAUACAUUUGGCAUUUCCUACAACGGUUACUUCUGAAGUAAUAUCGAUUUAAAAUAAUCGUAUUWUUUUUUUAUGAAACCAUUAAAAUUAGGGUUAUAGUUAGGUUCGUAUAAAAUCACAUUAAGGCAAUCAAAGGUAAAAUUUGUGAUAACACAAUAGAAAAUUAACUGUUCCUUUCAUAUUUAAUGGACCUAUCAAACGGAAAUUUACCAGAAAUGUUUAAUAUAUAUAA